UUCUUUGCAUCUUGGGAUACAACAGCUCCAGGGACCCUUCUUGGAGACCAUCAUGGAAAAUCCUGAGGAAGGAAGGGAGCUGCUUCUCAGGAGGAUCUCCAAGGAAGAUCAGUGUGGUGACACUUCAGGAGACAGUAGGACGAUGUCGAUUGUGUCUGUAGGAUCCUCUCCUUUUUCUAGUGUCUUCGAAAGAGCAGUUGGACCUCCAGCUCAGGGUCUUGUGUCCUUCGAGGAGGUGGCUGUAUAUUUCUCCGAGGAGGAGUGGUCUCAGCUGGAUGCUGACCAAAAAGCCCUGCAUGGGGAGGUCAUGCUGGAGAAUUCCAGGAAUGUGGCCUCUCUGGGAACUCAUGGGGAAGAAGGUGGAAAGUACAAGCAACGAUUGCAAGCACAUCACCCUGAAGAAGCUAAAGAGAAGCUGGCAAAUGAAAUGGAAUCAAAAUGUUCUGAGAGAAACCAAUUCACACGUGGGAAUAAUAGAAAAUCCGUUUUCCGAUGUGCUCCAAUUCAAGACUUUCUUACCCAGCAAAACCAUAGAGAAAAAAGGAAGAGAAAACGUUUAGGGAAAAGCAUGAAAAUAUGCAAAGACAGAUUUGAUUUAAACAAACCUUACAGGAACCAUGCUAUGGGAGAAAAAUAUCGCUGCAGGCAGGUUAAAAAAUAUUCUAAUCGGACUUUUUGUAUACAUGAAGACGUCAACAUGGGAGAUAAUCUGUACGGGUGCAUGGAAUGUGGAGAAAGCUUCAGCGACAGCAGUUCCUUGAUUUCCCACAAAAUAACCCACACAGGGGAGAAACCCUAUAAGUGCAACGAGUGUGGAAAGAGCUUCAGAAAGAGCAGUUACCUUACUUGUCAUAAAAGGAUCCACACAGGGGAGAAACCCUUCAGAUGUGUAGAGUGUGGAAAGAGCUUCAGCAAAAACAGUUCCCUUACUUACCAUAAAAGGAUCCACACAGGGGAGAAACCCUUUAAAUGUGUAGAGUGUGGAAAGAGCUUCAGCAAGAAUAGUUCCCUUACUUCCCACACAAGGAGCCACUCAGGUGAAAAGCCAUAUGAAUGCAUGGAGUGCAGAAAGAGCUUUAGAUGGCACAGUCAGCUUACUUCCCAUAAGAGGAUCCACACAGGAGAGAAACCCUAUGAAUGCAUGGAAUGCGGAAAGAGCUUCAGUACGAGCAGCAGCCUCACUUCCCAUAAAAGGCGCCACUCGGGGGAGAAACCCUAUGAAUGCAUGGAGUGUGGAAAGAGCUUCCGGGGGAGCAGUGCCUUUACUUCUCAUAAAAGGAUCCAUACAGGGGAGAAACCAUACAAAUGCAUGGAGUGUGGGAAAAUAUUUCGGAAAAGCAGUUCCCUUGCUUCCCAUAGAAGUAUCCACACUGGGGAGAAACCAUAUAAAUGCUUGGAAUGUGGUAAGAACUUCCGGGAAAAUGGAUCCCUUACUUCUCACAAAAGGAUUCACAGAGGGGAGAAACCAUAUAAAUGUAUGGAGUGUGGAAAGAGCUUUAGCCAAAGCGGUAACCUUAUUUCCCACAAAAGGAGCCAUUCAGGAGAGAAACCAUAUAAGUGUACGGAAUGUGGAGAGCGCUUUAUGUGGAACAGUCAGCUUACGUCUCAUAGAAGUAUCCACACAGGGGAGAAGCCAUAUAAAUGUCUGGAGUGUGAGAAGAGCUUCAGCGACAUCAGUCACCUGACUUCUCAUCAAAGAAUCCAUACGGGGGAGAAACCAUAUAAAUGUGCUGAGUGUGGAAAGAGUUUCAGCCAAAACAGUUCCCUUACUCUGCAUGAAAGGAUCCACACAGGGGAGAAACCAUAUAAAUGUACCGAGUGUGGAAAGAGCUUCCGCGAAAAGAGAUCUCUUCAUUCCCACAAAUUGAUCCACACAGGGGAGAAACCAUAUAAAUGCACAGAGUGUGGAAAGCACUUCCGUGAAAAGAGAUCCCUUCGUUCCCAUAAACUGAUCCACACAGGGGAGAAACCAUAUAAAUCCUUGGACCAUGGAAAGAGCUUCAGGAAGAACAAUUCCCUUACUUCCCAUAAAAGUAUCCAUUCAGGUGAGAAAUCGGAAAAAGCCCAGGAUCCCAAGGAAGGAGGAGGGGAUCUGGGGGAGCCCCCCACCCCCACUUCCCGGGAGAAAUCUUCGCAUCGCGGACAGGGAGCGGUUGCCACUGCACAGCAAGGAGAACAAGACCAACACCUUUGCAGGAAUGGAGACCAACAGGAGACCCCGUGGCUGCGCUUGCACAAACAAGGGCUUGAUGGGGUUAAAAUGACAGAAGAAAUGGGGGAACAACACCCAACAGAUGAAGGAGCUGGAAAAGGGUCUCCUGCUGCUCAGCCUGGGAGAUGUGGGGAGAUCUGGGCAAGAACCAGGCAGAAGAUCCUGGAGGAGGAAACCAUCAGUUCAGAGGUCCAGCGCUGGCCCUUCAGGAAUGUCCACUACCAGGAGUCCAAGGGGCCCCGAGAGCUUUGCAGCCACCUCCACCACCUUUGCCGCCAGUGGCUGCAGCCAGAAAGACGCACCAAGGCUCAGACGUUGGACCUGGUGGUCCUGGAGCAGUUCCUGGCCCUGCUGCCCCUGCAGAUGGAGAGCUGGAUACGGGAAUGUGGGGCAGGGACCAGCUCCCAGGCGGUGGCCCUGGCCGAAGGCUUCCUCCUGAGCCAGGCGGAGGAGCAGAAGCAGGAGGAGCUGCAGCUCCAGGGACCCUUCUUGGAGACCAUCAUGGAAAAUCCUGAGGAAGGAAGGGAGCUGCUUCUCAGGGGGAUCUCCAAGGAAGAUCAGUGUGGUGACACUUCAGGAGACAGUAGGACGAUGUCGAUUGUGUCUGUAGGAUCCUCUCCUUUUUCUACUGUCUUCGAAAGAGCAGUUGGACCUCCAGCUCAGGUGUCCUUUGAGGAGGUGGCUGUCUGUUUCUCCAAGGAGGAGUGGGCUCUGUUGGAUCCUGACCAAAAAGCCCUGCAUGGAGAAGUCAUGCUGGAGAACGCAGAGAAUGUGUCUUCUCUGGAAGGCGCGAAUGGCCGGGAGGAUGGGAAUCCUAGGCCACAACUCCAAACACUCCAGCAUGAGGAAGGAAAAGAGAAGCUGGGACGUGAAAUGGAAUCAAAAAGAAGUGAGAUGUGCCAGGCCACAGGUGGAAGUAAGAGAAGUGUGACUUCUCCAUGUGGUCCAAUCCAAGGCUUUCUUGCGGAGCAAAAUCACCAAGAGAAGACAAAGAGAAAGUGUUUGGGGCAAAGAGUGACCAUCUGCAAAGACAACUUUGAUUUAGAAAAAUAUGACACAAAUCCCACAGAGAGAGAACAGCAUCAAGGCAGGGAUGUUAAAAAGUCUCCCAGUAGGAGUGUUUCUAUAGAUCAAAGCGUCAACCUGGGAGAGAACCUGUCUAGGUGCACGGAACGUGAGGAGAACUUCAGCUGCAGUAGUUCCCUGACUUCCCAUAAAGUAAUCCAUAAAGUUGACCAACCGUAUAAAUGCAUGGAGUGUGGGAAGAGUUUUAAUCAAAGGAGUAACCUUAUUUCCCAUAAAAGGAUCCACACCAGGGAGAAACCAUAUGAAUGCACAGAGUGUGGAAAGAGCUUCAGAAAGAACAGCUCCCUUACUUGUCAUAAAAGGAUCCACACUGGGGAGAAGCCCUAUAAAUGCAUGGAGCGUGAAGGAAGUUUCAACAGCAGCCGUUCUCUGGCUUCCCAUAAAAUAAUCCAUACAGAAAAGAAACCUUACGAAUGCAUGGGGUGUGGAAAAAGCUUUAGGUGGAGCAGUCAGCUUUUUUCCCAUAAAAGGAUCCACACAGGGGAGAAACCGUAUCACUGCACAGAGUGUGGAAAGAGCUUCAGGUGGAGUGGUGAUUUCACAUCUCAUAAAAGGAUCCAUACAGGGGAGAAGCCAUAUAAGUGUGCAGAAUGCGGGAAAAUAUUUAGAAAAAGUGGUUCCCUUACUUCCCAUAAAAGUAUCCAUACCGGGGAGAAACCAUAUAAGUGCACGGAGUGUGGAAAAAGCUUUACUCAGAAUGGCAAACUUACUUCCCAUAAAAGGAUCCACACAGGGGAGAAACCGUAUAAAUGUGUGGAGUGUGGGAAGAGCUUUAGUCAGAGCAGCCACUUGAUUUCCCACAAAAGGAGCCACUCAGGAGAGAAACCCUAUAAAUGUAUGGAGUGUGGAAGGAGCUUCAUGUGGAACAGUCAGCUUACGUCUCAUAGAAGUGUCCACACAGGGGAGAAGCCAUAUAAAUGUGUGGAGUGUGGGAAGAGCUUUAGUGACAUCAGCCAUCUUACUUCUCAUCAAAGGAUUCACACCGGGGAGAAACCGUAUAAAUGUGUGGAAUGUGAAAAAUGCUUCAGCAACAGUAGUUCCCUUUCUUACCACAGAAGGAUCCAUACAGGAGAGAAACCUUAUAAAUGUGUGGAGUGUGGAAAAUGUUUUAGUCAGAGCAGCAGUCUGAUUUCCCAUAAAAGGAUCCACACAGGGGAGAAACCAUAUAAAUGCACAGUGUGUGGGAAGAGCUUCAGUCAGAGCAGUUCCCUUACUUCCCAUGAAAAGAGUCACACAGGGGAGAAAGCUUAUAAUCCAUCACAUGGGGAAGGGUUGCAGCUGAAUUCCAUGUAA
Molecule: messenger RNA, 4591 nt
Organism: Candoia aspera
Lineage: Eukaryota; Metazoa; Chordata; Lepidosauria; Squamata; Candoiidae
Product: zinc finger protein 91-like
Exons: 10
Coding region: 53-4591 (1512 amino acids)
Biological process (GO): regulation of transcription by RNA polymerase II
Molecular function (GO): RNA polymerase II cis-regulatory region sequence-specific DNA binding; DNA-binding transcription factor activity, RNA polymerase II-specific
Source: RefSeq, a predicted model, not a curated record